Penicillium paradoxum is the source of this 801-nucleotide messenger RNA. It is a transcript of the gene pre6, whose product is annotated as proteasome core particle subunit alpha 4. Gene Ontology annotation, biological process: ubiquitin-dependent protein catabolic process. Gene Ontology annotation, cellular component: proteasome core complex; nucleus; proteasome core complex, alpha-subunit complex. The record is from RefSeq and is a predicted model, not a curated record. NCBI's taxonomy places the organism in Eukaryota, Fungi, Ascomycota, Eurotiomycetes, Eurotiales, Aspergillaceae. The transcript has 5 exons. Bases 1 to 801 code for a protein of 266 amino acids.
AUGUCCGGAUACGACCGAGCUCUUUCAGUAUUCAGUCCUGAUGGACACGUCUUCCAGGUUGAAUAUGCCAUGGAGGCUGUGAAGCGAGGAACUUGCGCUGUUGGUGUUAAAGGCAAGGAUAUCGUCGUCCUCGGUUGCGAAAAGCGUUCCGCCCUCAAGCUCCAAGAUACCCGCAUUACCCCCUCCAAGAUCGCCAUGGUGGAUGGCCACGCCUGUCUCGCAUUUGCUGGACUGAACGCCGAUGCCCGGAUCCUUAUCGACAAGGCUCGUUUAGAGGCUCAGUCCCACCGCCUGACCGUUGAAGACCCCGCCAGCAUCGAGUAUAUUACGAAAUAUAUUGCCAGCGUGCAGCAGAGAUACACGCAGAGUGGUGGUGUGCGUCCAUUUGGUAUCAGUACGCUGGUUGUUGGAUUUGACAAGAAUGACUCCACCCCGCGACUGUACCAGACCGAGCCCUCUGGAAUUUACUCGGCCUGGAAAGCCAACGCCAUCGGCCGUUCCAGCAAGACCGUCCGUGAAUUCCUUGAGCGCAACCACCAGGAAGACAUGGAUCGCGAGCAGACAAUCCAGCUGACCAUCAAGUCUCUGCUUGAGGUUGUGCAGACAGGUGCUAAGAACAUCGAGGUCGCUAUCAUGGCGCCCGGCAAGACCCUUGAGAUGUUGCCCGAUGACCAGAUCGAGGCGUACGUGAAGAGCAUUGAGACCGAGAAGCAGGAGGAAGCAGCCAAGAAGAAGACCCGGACAGGGACCACCACAGCGGCAAUCCUCACCCGGCCGGGUGGCGGCGAGUCGACCGAUUAA